Molecule: messenger RNA, 477 nt
Organism: Colletotrichum truncatum
Lineage: Eukaryota; Fungi; Ascomycota; Sordariomycetes; Glomerellales; Glomerellaceae
Source: RefSeq, a predicted model, not a curated record
AUGACAAGCCACAUCACGGUGCACCCCGUGAUAGCCAGUAUAGCCAUCCCCCCUAGCACGCCUCCCACGAUGGUACCCACUGGCGACUGCGACGUGGAUUUGCUGCCAACCAUAUCCACCGUGGGUGUAGAUGUCGAUGAUGGUAGUGAGGGUGAUGAUGUUGACGAUGAUUCGCUCUGGGAAGUCGAAGAGGACGAUGUCCCAGAAGAUGAGGUCGACGACGUCAGGCUUACGCUGGCUGAGGUUCUUGAUUCUGUCUUCACAGUGGUACUCAACCACACGGUUGGCUCCCAAGAGAGACCCUCGUCACGGCAUCCAAGGAGCGUCUUCGUACCGGAUGUGCCCUCAUUCCGUAGGAAGAUCGUCACAGACACGUGUGUAAUAGAAAUCUGCGCAAGGAAUUUAGACCCGGCUAUCCUCGUGCACUUCCGAGAUCUUGAGGGGAUAUUGGCGCCGAAACUGACCUUUAUCGACUGA